AUGGGUGGGAAGGGAAAGUGGAGCACUAGGGUUUCAAGAGGAGGGGAGUUUGUAGGGGAUGAGGAGGAAGGAGAUGUUGAUGGCAAUGCGAAUGAUGGAAAUGAAGGCCAUGGUGUGUGUUUUCACCUAUCCAAUGGUGUUUCCCUCUUUUGGGAAAUUGUGGUUCUAGGGUACUUGGAUUUGCCUCCUUGUGCAUGGUGCCCUACUUUGGGUCAAAGGGAUCCCGUCUUUUGUGCCACAGUGGCUUUGUUUGUGGGGGUAGAAUUUGUCCAUGCCUUGCAUGGUGGUUUAGUGUAUGUGGUUGAUAGUGUUGCAGUGCUUGUUGUUGGGUGGGUUUAUCUUGUUGAAAGUGAUGUUUGGGGCCCAGAGGUGCUUCAAAGGGUAGCAACCCCCUCCUCUAUUUUUGUCAUGAAUCUGUGGCUUGUUCAAUGGUUAAAGAAGGUGUUUCCUUUGACAUUUGUGUCUUCUUCCCAGGUGGUUUUUAGCAAGAAAGAAAGAAAUAAAGAUGCGUUUGGAGCCCAUUCUUCUCCUCGGAACAUAACAGAACUCGUUUCACAUUUCGGAAAGUGCGAAAUGAGAAUGAUGAGUCGCACUCUAACUAUUUUGUAUGCGUUUAUCUUGUAUUUCACCCCAGCUUUGAGCACAAACGAGAAAACAAGAUCGUGCCGACCUGCUUCAUCUGUUCAAUGCAGAAGCCAUGGAUGCGAAAUCUUCAAUUACCAGGGCAUAUGGGAGGACCGUUCCAUUUGCAAGGCAGCCAGCGUGGCGAGGCCUACUUCAGAGGCCCAACUCGUCCGUGCUGUUGCCCACGCUAUUUACAACUCUAAGAAGAUCAAAGUGGUGAGCAGACAUGCUCACAGCCUAUCAAAGCUCGUCUGUGUUGAGAGCGAUGGAUUCAUCAUUUCGACGGAAAAUUAUGACUCCGUCAUUGAAGUGAAUAGAAAGGCCAUGACAAUCACUGUCCAAGCCGGAACGAUGAUGAGUGAUGUGAUCGAAGCAGCUGCAAAGCAUGGCCUCGCUCUACCCGCCAUGCCUUACAUCAGUGGAGUUUCUGCAGCCGGCGUUAUUUCCACCGGAGCCCACGGCAGCAGUUUAGCCGGGAAAGGCAGUGGAGUUUAUGAAUACGUGGUGGGAAUGAGAAUCGUAGUUCCUGGUUCUCCUUUCGAUGGUUACGCAAAGAUCAUAACUUUGACUGAAGCAGAUGAAGAUCUCAAGGCUGCCAGAUUGGCUCUGGGAACCCUGGGAGCAAUUUCAGAGAUAACAUUCGCUUUGCGGCCCAUGUUUAAACGAUCGGUUUCUGUCUAUGUGAAAGAUGAUUUCGAUCUGGAAAAUGAAACGGAACGUUUCCUCAGAGCUCACACAUUUGGUGAUAUAAGAUGGCUUCCUUCACACCGGAAGGUCGUUUUUCAUGCCAGCAAUCGCGUUUCUGUUGAUGUUGCAGGAGACGGCAGCAGCGCAAUGACCGGUGCUCCCACCACGGUAGCUGACAUUGAAACAGGGGCUUAUCAAUUUGAUUCAAUCCAGGCAGAAGCAGACGUGGACGCAAUUUGCAACCUUGUUGGAAACGGGACAAUUCAAGCUGUGGCGAAUGGCAACGGGUUUUUGAAUGACGGGAAACGCUUCACAGGCUACCCAGUUAUCGGUUUCAAUCAUCGCAUGCAGACAUCUGGUAAAUGCGAACAAGUUCCUAAACAAAAAGAUAAGAGCUGUACUCCUACCCAAAUUUUAGAUAAAAAUGAGACCACAUGUAGCUGGGACCGUCGAGUGCACACGUCUUUGUAUUUUGACGUGGAACUGAGAGUGCCUUUGUCUCGAUUCCGAGAGGCCAUGGCCGAUGUAAAGAAAAUAAGAGAUUUGAAUCCUCAAAGAAUGUGCGACUUAGGUUUCAUAUUUAUUCGGUCUAUUAAGAAGUCGGAGGUGUACCUGGGACCGGCUGAGGAUCAGGUGACGAUGGAACUCCUAACUUAUCGACCAAGGGAAGCGGGUACACCCAAGUGGAAUGAAGAUGUGUAUCAAGAGAUAGAGCAGAUGUUGAUCGAGAAAUAUGGAGGAACGCUACACUGGGGAAAGUCUGGAGGUCACUUGUUUGGAGGGUUAGCUAAACAGACGGUGAACUUGGAAAAAUUUUUGGAGGUGAAGGGGAGGUUUGAUCCAGAUGGAGUGUUUUCUAAUGAUUGGACGGACGGAUUGUUUGGAAUUGGAGGGAAAGGUGUGGAGGAGUGGAGAGAUGGAUGUGCACUAGACAAAAUGUGUAAAUGUAAAGAGGAUAAACAUUGCGCUCCAAGCAAAGGUUUUUUGUGCAGGUCAGGGAGAAUAUGGAAGUAUGCUCAUGUUUGUAAGAAGGUCAAAUGA
Cryptomeria japonica (Japanese cedar) is the source of this 2352-nucleotide messenger RNA. Its product is annotated as L-gulonolactone oxidase 5-like. Gene Ontology annotation, cellular component: membrane. The record is from RefSeq and is a predicted model, not a curated record. Lineage: Eukaryota; Viridiplantae; Streptophyta; Pinopsida; Cupressales; Cupressaceae. The coding region runs from base 1 to 2352 and encodes 783 amino acids. The transcript is spliced from 4 exons. Gene Ontology annotation, molecular function: D-arabinono-1,4-lactone oxidase activity; FAD binding.